GUUCAGUAAAAAAACAUGCUUGACUGAGAUGCCCUCUUCUUCUGGAAAUAUCGAUGCACCUACAAGCAGAAAGAUUGGACACAGAGGAGUAGAUGCUUCUGGGGAAACUACAUACAAAAAGACAACCUCAUCCACUCUUAAAGGAGCAAUUCAACUGGGUAUUGGAUACACAGUAGGAAAUCUCAGUUCAAAGCCUGAAAGAGAUGUACUGAUGCAAGAUUUCUAUGUAGUUGAAAGCAUAUUCUUCCCUAGUGAAGGUAGUAAUUUGACUCCAGCACAUCACUUCCCUGACUUCAGAUUUAAGACCUAUGCUCCAGUGGCAUUUCGUUACUUUAGGGAACUCUUUGGCAUUCGACCAGAUGAUUAUUUGUAUUCAUUGUGCAAUGAGCCCUUGAUUGAACUCUCCAAUCCUGGUGCCAGUGGUUCUCUCUUUUAUGUGACUAGUGAUGAUGAGUUCAUAAUAAAGACCGUUGUAAACAAAGAAGCAGAAUUUCUGCAAAAGUUACUUCCAGGUUAUUAUAUGAAUCUGAAUCAAAACCCAAGGACUCUCUUGCCAAAGUUUUAUGGACUUUAUUGUGUCCAGUCUGGUGGCAAAAAUAUCCGAGUGGCAGUGAUGAAUAAUGUGUUACCACGAGUGGUGAAGAUGCAUUUGAAGUAUGAUUUAAAAGGUUCAACCUACAAACGGAGAGCUUCAAGAAAAGAGCGUGAGAAAUGCAGGCCAACAUUCAAAGACCUGGACUUCAUGCAGGAUUUCGCAGAUGGGUUACUUUUGGACACAGACACAAACAGUGCUCUGAUUAAAACUCUACAGAGAGAUUGUCUGGUUUUAGAGAGCUUUAAAAUCAUGGAUUACAGUUUAUUGUUGGGCAUUCACAAUUUGGACCAAGCAGAACGUGAAAGACAGGCUGAGGGAUUACUAAGUACCUCUGAUGAGAAGCGACCUAUUGCACAGAAAGCUCUAUAUUCCACAGCCAUGGAAUCUAUUCAAGGUGGAACUUCACGGGGCGAGUCAAUCGACACAGAUGAUACGAUGGGAGGUAUACCUGCCAUAAAUGGCAAAGGAGAGAGACUUCUCUUGUACAUUGGUAUAAUUGACAUUUUGCAGUCCUACAGAUUAAUCAAGAAAUUGGAACACACUUGGAAAGCACUUGUUCAUGAUGGUGACACUGUGUCAGUGCACAGGCCAAACUUCUAUGCUGAAAGGUUUUAUAAAUUUAUGAGCAACACUGUCUUCAGAAAGACAUCACCAUUUCAAUUUCAUAACACGACAGCCUUGAAGUCAUCCCCAUCCAAGAAAGGACGUGCUUCUCUACCAGUUCCUAAAUAUAUUGGUCCAGGGCAAGCUUUUUCUGCCAGUCAGAUUCCUACAGAAGAUGAAGAUAAACGGUAUGACCUGCGGGGAGCCAGGAGCUUCCCAACUCUUGAAGAUGAAGGACUGUUGGGCCGGCCAGAUCUCCUUCCUUGCACUCCCCCUUCAUUUGAAGAAGCAACUACAGCUUCAAUAGCAACAACCCUGUCAUCAACAACAUCCUUGUCAAUAACAGAACAGUCACCAUCAGAAGGCUCAGAGCAUCAUCAUCGCUACAGGAAAACUACACUAUCAUCAGCACCAGAUAUUGGGUCUGAUGAGAUGGUCACAGAAACUGGCCUACAGCGGGUCACUGUUGAGCUGGAGGCAAAAUCCAGUACCGAAACUGAGCAUACAGCUGAGGAAGAAGCAACAGAAGAGGAAGAGGAUAAAACGUUAGUGGAAGUUCCUUCAGCAUCUGCACGUACAAGUUCCACUGUUACUUUGGAAGCAGACACUGUGAGUCAAAUCUCAGAGGCAGCUAGCCAUGCCUCUGAGGAGGCAGAAGAUGAUGACGAUGAGGAGGUUCCAGCAACAGACAUGUAUUUUUAAAACUUACCCGAUCAUUUUUGAAGAAUGAAGAGGAAAGUUCUUCCAGAAGAACAAUGUAUUUUGGUCUGAAGCUGCCUCACUCCAUUGAAUCAGAGUGAUAUCAUAUUAUCACUCAGGCUGGGCCCUAUGUGUUCCACUAUGUAGUAUGUGAAACUUGGGCAAAGAAAACAUCUGGAACAGAAUUCAUGUUGGGGAGUUGGAACCAAGACACUUUGUUGGGAAUGGGAGUGGUGGGGCAGCAGGUGAACUUGUUUGUUAGUGUUAACAAAAUUUCUGCACAACUCUGCUCAUGCAGCAACUAUAUCAUGUGAUUUUAUGUGGUCAAUACUUGUCAGUGACAAAUCACUGCUAAAUAAUCUGCGUCCAGCCGAAACCUGUUCAGUUAGAUUCUGUCUUCUCAAACAGAUUGCAGAGUGCCAUGAUCAACCUCUGUGAAUGUGCAUUUUUUUUUCUGUUUAUCCAAAGUUCGUGCAGCUUUAGACAAUGUGAUUCCAGUUGUGUAAAUCAUGUGCGAGCGAUCAAGCUCUUCAUUUUGUGCUGAGCUUAAUUUUGCUUUAGUAUUAGUCAACAUUAAUUUGUUUGUGAAUAUAAGUAGAAAGCUGAGUUAUACUGAAGCACUGAAAGCUAUAAACCAGGAAGCACAAUUCAAAAAUGAACAUGCCUCAGAUGGCGGAAGUGCAUUUUCCAGAAUUGAAUAUGCAGUUGUCAGACAUUUUAUUUAUUUUUUAUGGGAAGAAAAGUGUAGAAAGCAGAGCAGUUUUGUGACAGGCAAUCAAUCAGAAACCUUGAUUGCAUACAUAUAUAUGAAAAGCCUUCCAAAGCUGCAAGUCUUUUUGCGACUUUAGUUUUUAUUGUGUGUCUCAAUCGGGUUGAGAAAUAUUUAAUGGGAUAAAGCAUUUUCCUAAAUCUGAAUCCCAGGUUUAAAAUCAAGUAUGUCACAAGUCAGGUCCAACACAAACUGUAUGCAAUGUCAAGCUUUCUGUAUGUUGCCAAUUAAGGACGAGGUACUGUACUAAGUCUAAGUACAGCAUGGGUCAAAUGCAUAUAAAAUGUUUCCUUCAUAUUAUCCCAACAAUGUAUCUCAGCCCCAGCAUUUGAAAAGCACUUCCUUUGCUUCUGUGACACAUCGUGUUUCUGAAGUGCAUGUGUUUUCUGAACAGACCAUACUAUUCUAGACAUGUCAGCUGCAAUACAGAAUUGCAGAUGUGUAUAAAAACUUAAUGUUUUGAAUUUUGUAUAUCUAAAUCUUUUAAAUUGUUGCAACCCAAAUUGAACCUGUGUAGUGUAUGAAAAUAUCCAAAAUAUGUAUGAUAAAUUAUCUUACAACUAUGAACAUUACACUUGGGUAACUAUGAAAUGAACUAUCAUAAGAGGUUUGACAAACUCGAAUGUUCCAUUUCCGUUAAAGCAAUUGUGUCAAGGAUAUUCUAUUCCUAAUCCAGAUUACAAAUGAAUGGAAAUGAGUAAAGUGAGUUGUUCUUCCCAAAUUAUUCAUUAGAAAGAACCUACUGUUGUCCCCCUCCAGUCCAUUCUCAUAACUCAGCUGUUUUAAUUUAGGAUGUCAAAACUGCAGCCCCAUUAGACCAGGUAAUUAGGCACUUCAUACACAGGCAACUUAGUCCAAUUUGUGAAUAGAUCUUUUACUCACUAGUUUGUGCUGUGUGAAGUUUCUGUUCUUACAAUUUACAAAUUCUAAAGAAGAGCCUAAAAGUAGGUUUAAGCUCUGUAGAUGGUCCUGACAUUUUAAGUGCACAAUUUUACAAGUUUUAAACUUGUAAAAUUUUUGUAAUCAACCUAAUUGGUUCCUGAUCACCAGUAUGUAUCAGGUGUAAAGUGUCUGCUGUGCCCAAUGUUAAUUAUUGUUUUCCUUUACUUAGAAAUCAAAAACUGAGAAAUAUCAUUAUUCGAUAGUCACUCAGGUUGGACAUAUGUUUGUAUGGAGAUAAGAGGCAUGAGCUCAAAUGAAAUAAAAAUCCAAGAACUCUUGAUAUUCUGACACUAGAACAGUGACUAUGCUUCAGAGUGCCACAUUGACUGUAAAAUGCUUUGGGACUUCCUAAGGUCAUGAAAAACAUCAUAUAGAUACAAGUUGCUUCUAAACCAAAACAGCAAAGCCUGUUUUAGUUUUUAACAGAUGCUUGAACCGGUUCUGUUAAAUAACUAACUAAAAAAUCACUUUUUAAAAAAUGUAUACUGCCAAUUCUGUUGACAUUAUUUCCAUCCUUUUUUUUGUGCUGAUUGCCGAUACCAACUACCAACAUUUUCUGUGCUGUCAAUUGAGUGCAGAUCACGUUGAAGGACUAGCAAUGAUAUUUAUUGAAAUACUAACUGCAUGAAGUAUAAGACUUCAGACGUGACCAAGUUUUAGCGAAUAGUUGUUUUACCAUUUGUAAGACUCCAGCUGAACCAUAUUAUGAUUGAAUAGUAGUUCUCAGACACAUUCCUUAAAUAUUUUCAAAACUAAACUUAAAGCAAAAGAUUAGUUACUUGCAUAGGUGUUGCAAGUUUAAUUGAAAAUAUUUCUUCCACUGUGUAUCCCUUCUGACUACAGUUGCCACUGUUUGAGUACUAGUACCAUAAAUUGAUUUAAAAUUCAGAUAUGGUUUACAUUGCUGAAAAAUUUCUCUUAUAAACUUUUCUGGUGCUAACCUCUGUCAGAUUUAUGUGGGGAUUUCUAGUAUUGGGUCAUUGCUUUCUCCAGUUGUGAAUUCUGACUGGCAGUGCGUUGAAUUUGGAGAGGCUUGAUUUUGAAGGCUUGAGUGUAUUGAUGUCCUGACACAUCAUUCAGAGACUGGGAAUUAAAAAAAGAUUUAUUUCCCCAGAUAUUUAAGGACAUGUACUGAUGCAGUUUACUCUGUUCACUAGUAUUUGAUGUUUAAUUUAAAUAUGUUGUUACCUUUUUAGAUGUUAAGGUAAUCAGACCUGUUGAUUGGUUAAUUUCGGUAAAAGCAAAAGGAGAAUGAGUUGGAAGGAGUCGGUCCCCAUGAUCUGAUAUAAGCCUUGAAUUGUGAACUCAGAAUAAACAGUAAUCCAAUGCUUAAAAUUUGCUAACACAGUGUACAAACUGUUAAGACAUUGGAAAUUGGAUCUCCAGAACAGCCAAUCUAAACCCAGUGAUAGGAAGGCAGAUUUACAUUUAAAGCUUUGCAUUUAUUUGAAUUGUGUCCUUCCGUCUUAUUUUGGAAUGAUUAGGAGACUAAAUUAGUUUUCAUGUGUGUUUCCUCAGCCCAUGUACCUAUUGAAAAGGUAACUUAUUUGAAAAAAGCUGUUAUAUAUAUAACGGAUUUGCAGAACUAUCUCUGUUUUCUAACUGACCCUGGCUUCUUCAGACAUAAACUUACUCCAGAUUAAAAUUAUCUCCUAACACUGCUUCCCUCCCUAGAUCAAUGCCAAUCUACUGUUGGUCUAUUUUGGGUUGUAAUUAAGAGAUGGAACUGUUUAUCUAUUCGAACUUGCAGCCCCCCACCCCUAACACACGUACACAUUCAAAAACAGCGUAAAUUAUGUAAGUGUCCCUCUGCAAAGAAGUUUAAUUGGUGAUCUUAUUUUACUGAAGGCCAUUGUGCUGACAAAGUAGUAGAGAUAUCUCUCAAUCAUGCAAUAUCUUCUACUUAAUGCUUUACACAAUGAAAAUUGUUUUAAUUUUGUCCACACUCACUGACCACAUUGCUUCUACAAAUCAUGCAGUGUCUGGCUGUCACAAUCUAUUUAAAUUGCAACUUGUGACUUUGUUUCAUUACCAGUUGGCUCUUGCACCAUAUAUUUAUUUUCAAAAUUGUUUUUGCACCCCACCUGCAUUGAUGGAAAGAGCAGUGUGGCUCUUAAGCUGUGGAAGAGUUUUGACCGCAAGCAAUUCAGUGAAAGGAGCAUUCUGUUCAUUUGAAAAAGUGAAAUUAAACAAAUUAUGAAGGAUUGCUUAUUUUAAACAUUUUCAACCUUUUUAAAUGGCAUGAUAGCUAGAUAGGAGAGUGUCCUUUUUUUUUAAAAAGAAACACAGUUUAACAUUAUCACUGUUAAGGUUGUUCUCUUCAUUCUUGACUCACAUAUAUAGUUGAAUUCUUUUCACAUCACAUUUGUACUCCGGCUAACCGUAAGGUAGCUGUUAGGCAGCUACAGUGUCCUUGGUGCAUUUUAAUUACAGAAGUAAAUGAUCAGUUAGGAUUCUCUUUCUCAAAUACUGUACAGUGCUUCAUGCUGGAAAAUGUCUCUGGACGUAAUUUGCCUUGGCUAUCUUGUCCCUUGCAUUUUGCUGUUUUCUGUCACCCAAAUUUGAAUUCACAUGAUUAAUGGCCACUAAAGCGCACGAUGUUUAGGCCGAGUUAUUCUGAUGUAAUCAUGUAUCCCAUUUGGUGCUUUGGGAGCGUGAUGUCAAAGGGAGGAGAAUUGAAAUAAUAGGGUAAGAAAUCACACUUAGUACGAAAGACCUUGUUCAGAAUUUUGUUGUCUAGUGUUUGGAAAGCAGUAGUGAGUUCAAGUACUCCAAUUGAAGGGCCUUCCCUUUAAAAAUUCUAUACAUUGUAUAGCUAAGCUUCCACAAUAUUUGCUAUCAACUUUCCUAAUAUCAAUAAACUUCACUAAUAUUAAGUUUCCAAAUGGAAUGAUGAAAUUACAGUCAAUUGUUACUUUCUCCUUUUUUUUCAAGCACAGUUGAUUCAAGUAUGACACAGUAUUAACAUUUUGGCAUUUGAUGCUAAAAAUGCAAGGAGGGAUGUGCUUACGAGAUUAAGCUGCUUUUUGAGAAUUGGUGGAGGUGCUGCUCAGUUCCUACAUUAUUUGUUAUUUCAGAUUCUCAGCAUUUCCAUCUUUACUUAAUCUACUGGUAACUGGAGUGAAAAUUCAGAUGAGUUUUGUCUUAGAAUAAUUCAUCUCCAUUGAUGCAGGUAGCUAUCACAUUCAUCAAUCAUUAGGAUUGAUGGUAGUGUCCUAUGGUUCAGUACUAAAAUAUUGACAGCUGUAAAAUCCCUAUAAAACAGAGCUUGAAUAAUUUUUACAGUUAAUUAGCGAUAGAGGUGAAAAUACACUUCCCAAUAAAUUGUGUUAAUUAAAUUUUCCCAUCUUGGCUGGCAAUUUAUUGCAGACGUUAAAGUAUUGGUAUUAUUACCAUUUUCUCAUGUUUUUGUAUCCAUGCAGGUUUUCCUGCUCAUAUUGCUAGGGAAAAGUAACAAUAAUUGUUGCACAGUAGACCGUACACUUUAGCAUUUUUAAAAAAAUAUUCAUGGUUCGUUCACUAUAGUUUUAAAAUGCACUUUUUUAUGUCAUUGAAUGUCACCACCUACUUAAUAAUCAGGAACAGAAAAUAGCUAAUGUGAAACAAGUUGUUAAUGAAUAUUUUAAAAGAAUUUAAUGUCCUGGCUUGAAAUGUGAGAGAAUGGUUUUUUUGCUGUGAAAAGUAUAUUUUGAACAUGAAUUUUCCCACUUUACAAUAAACUAACUUCAUUUAAUGUUGUUUGUGGGAGCUUGCUGUGCUCUAAAUAGCUUCACAUUUACCCACAACUGUCACUACAUAUUAAGAUAAUUCUACGUGCUGCACUUUGGGAGUUUUGAGCUGUGAUACAGUGCUAGACAAAUGCAAAUCUUUCCGUCUGUUCUUUUGGAAUUUUCAUUUUAAAAACAAAAGUACAAAUGGUCAAAAUUUUAAAAGGUCUGAAAAGCCUUGUUAAUCAUCAGUUAUUGAGAAGACAAUGUAUUUGAAAAUUUUCAUUUGAAAUCUUUCACUGGUUCUAAUUGAGACACCCUUCCUGAAAUAGCAUCUAGUUUUUCAUUGUUUUAAAUGUUAAGGAGCUGCUGUGACUUCUGUUUAGUGGAUCUUUUCAAAGUACUUGAUUGCACAGGAGACUAAUCGUUUUCAGCACAUCAUACAAAUAUUCUACCUCCAAAAGGUAAAGUCAUUAGAGAGAGAUGGCUAGUGGUAGUUUAACCUGGGGGUCACCACACCGCAGGUAAGGGGAAAGGUAGAGAAGAAGAAUCCUUCAUGGUAACCUCAGCCAGUGCAGGAAUUGAACCCAUGCUGUUGGCAUCACCUGCAUUGCAAACCCACCCAUUCAGCUAAUUGACGAGUGACUGUAAACAUGUAGAUUGUCGACAAGAGGUUAUUAGUAACAAAGGGUGUGGUUUUUGUGAAUGACAGUACUGUUCUUGAGAGAGAAUAGGUGAAAGACAAAACAUUAAAAAUUUCAUUUUCUCAGUAGUCCAUUUUUUUUCUAUUUUUUUGGUUUGGUUUUAAUACAUGCCCUUUGCACAGUUUUAAAGCAUAGACAAUGGAUUUAUCUCCUUAGAUGUUUAUAUUUAACAUUAAAGUCAAUGUGCAAAUCAUUGUUUUAUUUUGCUGAAAUUCAAAUGAUGACUAUGGUUUCUGUUGAAUAAUGCAUGAAGAAAAUAUUUAAGUGUUUUUAUCUUUCAAAGAUAUGUUACUACAAGCACAUAGGUUGAGUAAAUAGAUAACUUAAGUUAAGAAAUAUUACGUGGGUAGUGUUCAGUUAAUUUUUUUUAAGAUGCAAUUUAGAAUUGCAGGUAUCUGUAUUUUUGUUUGACGUAUAAUUCUUGGAUGGAAUGUUUUGAUGAAAGCAGAGUCUUGUAUUUUCCAAAAUUGCUGAAUAAUCAAGCAGAACUCCAUCUUGAUUGCACUCUGGUAAUGUUUAUGUAGAUAAGUGAAGGUCUUUCUACUUCUUCCAAAUCUGCUUUAUCUGUGGUUGUAGACUUGCUCGCUGAGCCAGUGUGUUUGAUUGUAGACAUUUUGUCACCCUGCUAGGUAAC
Rhincodon typus (whale shark) is the source of this 8653-nucleotide messenger RNA. RefSeq names its product phosphatidylinositol-4-phosphate 5-kinase, type I, gamma a (gene pip5k1ca). Gene Ontology annotation, biological process: phosphatidylinositol metabolic process. The coding region runs from base 29 to 1900 and encodes 623 amino acids. Gene Ontology annotation, molecular function: phosphatidylinositol kinase activity. The transcript has 16 exons. Lineage: Eukaryota; Metazoa; Chordata; Chondrichthyes; Orectolobiformes; Rhincodontidae. The record is from RefSeq and is a predicted model, not a curated record.